Mesocestoides corti is the source of this 777-nucleotide messenger RNA. The record is from the annotation of a GenBank genome assembly. Lineage: Eukaryota; Metazoa; Platyhelminthes; Cestoda; Cyclophyllidea; Mesocestoididae.
AUGUCUUUCGGUGAAAGUGCCUCGGUAUCAGAUUGGGACCCCACUCGAUUUCAGAGAGGCGGGGACUUGUCACCUACUGCGCUGAUUCGUAUUAAAAUGGAUUUGAAAAAAUUCUACCUUGAUCCCCCACAAGGUAUUUGUGUUGCCCCAUCUGGAGAUGAUCUUGGAAGAAUAUUUGCUUUAAUUAGCGGUCCCCCUGACACGCCCUAUGAGGGCGGCUUUUUUCUUUUUCUGAUUGCUUUUCCAAACGAUUACCCUCUAAGCCCACCUCGGGUGAAGAUUUUGAACACGGAUGGUGGGACAGUAAGAUUCGGCCCGAAUCUCUAUGCAAACGGGAAGGUUUGCCUUAGCAUUAUUGGCACUUGGAGCGGUCCUCAAUGGACGCCAACACAAAAUCUAUCCACUGUUCUGGUCUCCAUUCAAUCCCUAAUGAACUCCGAACCCUACUACAAUGAACCGGGAUUCGAGAAUCGGCGCGAACCCAAAGCGUCUGCCACAUACAAUGAAAUUAUCAAGCAUGAGACCCUUCGUUGUGCCGUGUGCGAUGUAUUGGAGCGCAGAAUUGCCUUCCCUGAUGAUAUAUUUGAAAUUGUCAAGCACAAUUUUGUAGAGCAGUACGAAGAUUACGUACAGAUAUGUAAAAUGAAUUCCGCUAAAAAUGGAUUGCGAAUGAAUGAUCCAUUCGGAGGUUGCAGAGGCCUUUUUGGAUUCACUGCCAUUCUCAACCGACUCCAGACGCUAAAAUCGAAAUUACUCGAUAAGUCAGACAACCAUUAG